UAGCUAAUAAUUUCAAACUAGUUUACUUUACAGACUAGCAUUCUAUAUUAUUAUUAUACAAUAAAUUAAACAAUUUAUUGUCAAUUUUCCAUCAGCGAACAAAUCUGAAAUUCUUUUAGUUGUAUUGUAUGCCCAAGAGGCAAUGAAGAAACCAAUUCAACAUGUACCUUUUCUUCUUCUCCUAUCAUUUUUACCAUCCAUCCUCAAGAUUUCGACAGCUAUAGAUAUCAUUAAUACAACUCAGAUUCUUAGAGAUGGCGACACCCUGGUUUCAUCAGGGGGAAGAUUUGAACUGGGAUUUUUCAGCCCUGGUAACUCCAAUAAUCGGUAUGUGGGAAUUUGGUACCAAAAGAUACCUAAUAGCACUGCAGUUUGGGUAGCCAACAGGGAAAUUCCAGUAAGAAGUUCAUCAGGCAUCUUGAAAGUAAUGGAGCCGGGUAUCUUGGUCGUUCUGAAUGACACUAAUAACAUCAUAUGGUCUUCCAAUACAUCAAGAGUUGCUCGGACACCGGUUUUACAAUUGUUGGACACUGGAAAUCUUGUCCUUAGAGAAGCAAAUGAUGAUCGUCCAGAUAAUUUUCUUUGGCAGAGUUUUGAUUAUCUAAGUGAUACGUACCUACCAGCUAUGAGUAUUGGUUGGAAUUUUGUAACAGGAGUAGAGAGCUACCUGUCAUCAUGGAAGACCAAUGACGAUCCAGCUAGAGGGGAUUUUACAUUUCAUUUGGAUCCAACUGGAUAUCCACAGCUAGUCAUAAAAAGAGGUCCAACUACUCUGUAUAGACUGGGACCACGGAAUGGUCUUGCCUUUAGUGGGCAAACAAACUCAGUGCAGGAUACGAAUUUCAGAUUUGUAUAUAUCAUGAACAAGGACAAGGUAUACCAUAGGCUAGAGGCCACUGACAGUUCAGUUAUUUCAAGGAUUAUUUUGACUCAGUCUGGUACUAUGCAACGUUGGACAUGGGUCGAUCGGAUCCAUGACUGGAUCCCUUACGUCAAUUUUCCAGCAGAUAAUUGUGAUACUUACAAAUUGUGCGGUGCUUAUGGUAGUUGCAAUAUUGCAAAUACUCCUGCAUGUGUAUGUCUUGAUAAAUUUGAGCCAAAAGAUCCAGAAGGUUGGAGUAGGUCAGAUUGGACGAAUGGUUGCAACCGAAGGACACCCUUGAAUUGUUUAAAGGGUGACAUAUUUUUGAAGUAUUCAGGAAUUAAAUUACCAGAUUCCCGAACUCCAAGUAUAACAAGAGUAUGACUCUUGAAGAAUGCAAAGUGGAGUGCGUAAAGGAUUGCUCUUGUAUGGCGUAUACACAGUUAAAUAUCAGCGGAGAGGGAAGUGGAUGCUUGUUUUGGUAUGAAGACUUGAU
Messenger RNA from Olea europaea var. sylvestris, 1358 nucleotides. Its product is annotated as G-type lectin S-receptor-like serine/threonine-protein kinase At4g27290. Lineage: Eukaryota; Viridiplantae; Streptophyta; Magnoliopsida; Lamiales; Oleaceae. Gene Ontology annotation, biological process: recognition of pollen. The record is from RefSeq and is a predicted model, not a curated record. The transcript has a single exon. Bases 143 to 1246 code for a protein of 367 amino acids.